AUGUCCUCGGAUUUAGAAGAAGAUGCUACGGGUCCGUCAACACCCAAGAAAUAUAAGAAAACCAAACACAGAACCCAAAAGUAUAGGACUCAAUGGGAAUCAGAAGGCGAAUUUAAAGAUUGGAUUGGCCCUGAUGAAAAUAACAUUAAUAAGGCAUAUUGUAAAUUGAGUCGCUCAGCGGAAGAGUGGCCCAAGCCUUGCACAUUAAGUAUGGAGAUAAUGAGCAUUAAUGAUCUGAGAAUUACAUCAGUACUGAUAUUUAAGUAUUUUCUC
Molecule: messenger RNA, 273 nt
Organism: Brenthis ino (lesser marbled fritillary)
Lineage: Eukaryota; Metazoa; Arthropoda; Insecta; Lepidoptera; Nymphalidae
Source: the annotation of a GenBank genome assembly